AUGGACUGGAGACUUGUGCAAGUGAUAUGCAGCUUUCGAGGAUCGGUCCCUCAAGGAUUGGUCUUAGAAAUAGGAGAAACAGUCCAGAUUCUUGAAAAAUGUGAAGGUUGGUAUAGAGGAGUUUCAACAAAGAAGCCAAAUGUAAAGGGGAUCUUUCCUGCAAAUUACAUUCAUUUGAAAAAAGCAAUUGUCAGUAAUAGGGGGCAGUAUGAAACUGUGGUUCCACUUGAAGAUUCUAUUGUGACUGAAGUUACAGCAACUCUGCAAGAAUGGGCCAGUCUGUGGAAACAACUCUAUGUGAAACAUAAAGUAGAUCUUUUCUACAAGCUACGCCAUGUGAUGAAUGAACUUAUUGACCUUCGAAGGCAGCUCCUGUCUGGUCACCUGACUCAGGAUCAGGUGCGGGAGGUUAAGCGGCACAUCACCGUGCGCCUGGACUGGGGCAAUGAGCAUUUGGGCCUGGACCUGGUGCCUCGAAAGGACUUUGAAGUAGUGGAUGCGGACCAGAUUAGUGUCUCAGAUCUCUAUAAAAUGCAUUUAUCUAGCCGGCAGAGUGUACAGCAAAGCACAUCUCAGGUAGAUACAAUGCGCCCACGACAUGGGGAAACCUGUCGGAUACCAGUGCCACAUCACUUCUUCCUCAGUCUAAAGAGUUUCACCUACAAUACCAUUGGGGAAGAUACCGAUGUCUUCUUUUCCUUAUAUGAUAUGAGAGAAGGCAAGCAGAUCAGUGAGCGGUUUCUGGUGAGACUGAACAAGAAUGGUGGGCCAAGGAACCCAGAGAAGAUAGAGCGAAUGUGUGCCCUUUUUACAGAUCUGAGCAGCAAAGAUAUGAAGAGAGAUUUAUAUAUAGUUGCCCAUGUGAUACGAAUAGGCCGGAUGCUCCUGAAUGACUCAAAGAAGGGCCCUGCUCAUCUGCACUAUCGGCGGCCGUAUGGCUGUGCAGUCCUAAGCAUCCUGGAUGUCCUGCAGUCGCUUACAGAAUUAAAGGAAGAGAAGGAUUUUGUUCUUAAGGUUUACACGUGCAACAACGAGAGUGAGUGGUCCCAGAUCCACGAGAAUAUCAUCCGCAAGUCCAGCGCCAAGUACUCUGCCCCCAGCGCCAGUCAUGGUCUUAUCAUUUCUCUGCAGCUUCUUCGUGGAGACAUGGAACAGAUUAGGAGAGAAAAUCCUAUGAUAUUUAAUAGGGGAUUGGCAAUUACAAGAAAAUUGGGAUUCCCUGAUGUCAUCAUGCCAGGUGAUAUCCGCAAUGACCUGUACCUAACCCUGGAGAAGGGGGACUUCGAGAGAGGGGGAAAGAGUGUACAGAAGAAUAUUGAAGUGACCAUGUAUGUGCUUUAUGCAGAUGGAGAAAUCUUGAAGGAUUGCAUCAGCUUGGGUUCAGGAGAGCCGAAUAGGAGUUUGUACCACUCCUUCGUCCUCUACCACAGUAAUAGUCCUCGCUGGGGAGAAAUUAUCAAAUUGCCCAUCCCCAUUGAUCGGUUCCGGGGCUCCCACCUGCGCUUCGAGUUCAGACACUGUUCCACAAAGGACAAAGGGGAAAAGAAACUCUUUGGCUUUGCAUUCUCACCCCUGAUGCGGGAUGACGGCACCACCCUCUCAGAUGAUAUCCACGAGCUCUAUGUGUACAAGUGUGAUGAGAAUAGCACGUUUAACAACCAUGCUCUGUACCUGGGCCUGCCCUGCUGCAAAGAGGACUAUAACGGCUGCCCUAACAUCCCCUCCAGCCUCAUCUUCCAACGCAGUACCAAAGAGUCUUUCUUCAUUUCCACACAGCUCUCCUCCACCAAACUCACCCAGAAUGUGGACCUCCUUGCUCUGCUGAAGUGGAAGGCCUUUCCAGACCGGAUCAUGGACAUCCUAGGGCGGCUGCGGCAUGUCAGUGGGGAGGAAAUUGUUAAGUUUCUACAGGACAUCUUAGAUACGCUGUUUGUGAUUUUGGAUGAUAAUACAGAGAAAUAUGGCCUGUUGGUAUUUCAGUCUUUGGUAUUCAUCAUCAACCUGCUCCGAGACAUCAAAUAUUUCCAUUUCCGACCUGUAAUGGACACAUAUAUCCAGAAGCACUUUGCUGGAGCCCUGGCAUACAAGGAGCUAAUCCGCUGUUUGAAGUGGUACAUGGACUGCUCAGCAGAACUGAUUCGGCAGGAUCACAUUCAGGAAGCCAUGAGGGCCUUGGAGUACCUUUUCAAGUUUAUCGUGCAGUCAAGGAUCCUCUACUCACGUGCCACCUGUGGGAUGGAAGAGGAGCAAUUCCGGUCCAGCAUCCAAGAACUUUUCCAGUCCAUCCGGUUUGUGCUCAGUUUGGACAGCAGAAACUCAGAAACACUCCUUUUCACUCAGGCUGCACUUCUCAAUUCCUUCCCAACGAUCUUUGAUGAGCUGCUGCAAAUGUUCACUGUGCAGGAGGUAGCAGAGUUUGUGAGAGGGACUCUGGGGAGCAUGCCCAGCACUGUGCACAUUGGGCAGUCAAUGGAUGUGGUCAAGCUGCAGUCCAUUGCCAGAACUGUGGAUAGCCGCCUAUUUUCUUUCUCAGAAUCCCGUCGCAUCCUGCUUCCUGUGGUUCUCCAUCAUAUUCACCUUCACCUGAGGCAGCAGAAAGAGCUGCUAAUCUGCUCAGGGAUUCUUGGCAGCAUCUUCUCCAUCGUCAAGACCAGCUCUCUGGAGGCAGAUGUUAUGGAGGAGGUAGAAAUGAUGGUGGAGAGCCUCUUGGACGUGCUCUUACAGACUCUGCUCACCAUCAUGAGCAAAUCGCACGCUCAGGAGGCGGUAAGAGGGCAGCGGUGCCCGCAGUGCACAGCGGAGAUCACUGGCGAGUAUGUGUCCUGCCUUCUCUCAUUGCUCCGCCAGAUGUGUGACACCCAUUACCAGCACCUCCUGGACAACUUCCAGAGCAAAGAUGAGCUCAAGGAAUUUCUGCUGAAGAUUUUCUGUGUGUUCCGGAACCUGAUGAAGAUGAGUGUCUUUCCUCGGGACUGGAUGGUGAUGAGACUUCUCACAAGCAAUAUUAUAGUCACUACAGUCCAGUACCUGUCUUCUGCACUGCACAAGAAUUUCACAGAGACAGACUUCGACUUUAAGGUGUGGAAUUCUUAUUUUAGCCUGGCAGUUCUGUUCAUAAAUCAGCCAAGCCUUCAGCUAGAAAUCAUUACUUCCACCAAGAGGAAGAAGAUUCUAGAUAAGUAUGGGGACAUGCGUGUGAUGAUGGCUUAUGAACUGUUCAGCAUGUGGCAGAAUUUGGGUGAACAUAAGAUCCACUUUAUUCCGGGAAUGAUUGGUCCUUUUCUGGGUGUGACACUGGUCCCACAGCCAGAAGUGCGGAAUAUUAUGAUUCCCAUCUUUCAUGACAUGAUGGACUGGGAGCAAAGGAAAAAUGGCAACUUCAAACAGGUGGAGGCCGAGCUGAUUGACAAGCUGGACAGCAUGGUGUCAGAAGGGAAAGGCGAUGAGAGCUACAGGGAGCUCUUCGGCCUUCUAACCCAGCUGUUUGGGCCCUACCCCAGCCUGCUGGAGAAAGUUGAACAGGAAACAUGGCGCGAGACCGGCAUUUCCUUUGUAACCUCGGUCACCCGCCUCAUGGAACGCCUUCUUGACUACAGGGAUUGCAUGAAAGGAGAGGAGACAGAGAAUAAGAAGAUCGGCUGCACUGUUAACCUGAUGAACUUUUACAAAUCUGAGAUUAACAAAGAAGAGAUGUAUAUCCGCUAUAUCCAUAAGCUUUGUGACAUGCAUUUGCAGGCCGAAAACUACACAGAAGCUGCAUUCACUCUGCUCCUCUACUGUGAGCUGCUACAGUGGGAGGAAAGGCCACUGCGGGAAUUCCUCCAUUACCCAUCCCAGACAGAGUGGCAGCGGAAAGAGGGACUGUGCCGCAAGAUCAUCCACUACUUCAACAAAGGCAAGAGUUGGGAGUUUGGGAUCCCACUGUGCAGGGAGCUGGCGUGUCAGUAUGAGAGCCUCUACGAUUAUCAGAGCCUCAGCUGGAUUCGGAAAAUGGAGGCCAGCUACUAUGACAACAUUACAGAGCAGCAACGCCUGGAGCCUGAGUUCUUUCGGGUCGGCUUCUAUGGCAGGAAGUUUCCUUUUUUCCUUCGGAACAAAGAAUACGUGUGCCGUGGCCACGACUACGAGAGGCUGGAGGCCUUCCAGCAGAGGAUGCUCAGUGAGUUCCCACAGGCUGUCGCCAUGCAGCACCCCAACCACCCUGACGACACCAUCCUGCAGUGUGAUGCCCAGUACUUGCAGAUCUAUGCAGUGACGCCCAUUCCAGAUUAUGUGGACGUCCUGCAGAUGGACAGGGUCCCAGAUCGCGUCAAGAGCUUCUACCGCGUCAACAAUGUGAGGAAGUUCCGGUACGACAGGCCUUUUCACAAAGGCCCCAAGGACAAGGAGAAUGAAUUCAAGAGCCUGUGGAUCGAGCGUACCACGCUGACCCUGACCCACAGCUUGCCUGGCAUCUCUCGGUGGUUCGAAGUGGAGAGGAGGGAGCUGGUGGAGGUGAGCCCCCUGGAGAAUGCCAUCCAAGUGGUUGAGAAUAAGAACCAGGAACUACGGGCCCUGAUCAGCCAGUAUCAGCAUAAGCAGGUGCAUGGCAACAUCAACCUGCUCAGCAUGUGCCUGAAUGGCGUCAUUGACGCCGCUGUCAACGGAGGCAUUGCACGCUACCAAGAGGCCUUCUUUGAUAAAGAUUACAUCACCAAGCACCCAGGAGAUGCUGAGAAGAUCACUCAGCUCAAGGAACUCAUGCAAGAGCAGGUUCAUGUUCUUGGAGUCGGGCUGGCAGUUCAUGAGAAGUUCGUGCACCCAGAAAUGCGCCCUCUGCAUAAGAAGCUGAUUGAUCAGUUCCAGAUGAUGCGGGCCAGUCUCUACCAUGAGUUUCCGGGUUUGGACAAGCUAAGUCCUGCAUGUUCAGGCACCAGCACCCCACGGGGAAAUGUCCUAGCAUCGCAUAGCCCCAUGAGCCCAGAGAACAUCAAGAUGACCCACCGGCACAGCCCCAUGAACUUGAUGGGGACCGGCCGCCAUUCAUCAUCCUCUCUCUCCUCACACACAUCUAGCGAAGCUGGAAACGUGGUGAUGUUGGGUGACAGCUCCAUGGGCGAGGCUCCUGAGGACCUGUACCAUCACAUGCAGCUCGCGUAUCCCAACCCCAGGUACCAGGGCUCAGUCACCAACGUCUCUGUUCUGUCCUCGUCCCAGGCAAGCCCUUCUUCCUCCAGCCUGAGUUCCACUCACUCAGCACCAUCCCAGAUGAUUACCUCUGCCCCUUCCAGUGCCCGAGGCUCUCCCUCUCUGCCAGAUAAGUACCGCCAUGCCCGGGAAAUGAUGUUGCUGCUGCCCACACACCGGGAUCGCCCAAGCAGUGCCAUGUAUCCAGCAGCCAUCCUGGAGAACGGACAGCUGCCAAACUUCCAGCGGGCCCUGUUCCAGCAAGUGGUUGGAGCCUGCAAACCCUGCAGUGAUCCCAAUCUGUCUGUGGCUGAAAAAGGUCAUUACUCCCUACACUUUGACGCCUUCCACCACCCCCUGGGUGACACCCCCCCGGCCCUCCCAGCCCGGACCCUGCGCAAGUCUCCUCUCCACCCUAUCCCAGCCUCCCCCACAAGCCCCCAGUCGGGCCUGGAUGGCAGCAACUCUACGCUGUCUGGCAGUGCCAGCAGCGGUGUGUCUUCCCUAAGCGAGAGUAACUUUGGGCACUCCUUGGAGGCCCCUCCUCGAACCGACACCAUGGACUCCGUGCCGAGCCAGGCCUGGAAUGCUGACGAAGAUCUUGAGCCACCCUACUUCCCCGUCCACUACAGCCUCUCCGAGUCCGCUGUUCUGGACUCCAUCAAGGCCCAGCCGUGCCGAAGCCACUCAGCCCCGGGAUGUGUCAUCCCUCAGGACCCCAUGGACCCACCUGCGCUGCCACCCAAGCCCUACCACCCCCGCCUGCCGGCCCUGGAGCACGACGAGGGUAUGCUGCUGCGCGAGGAGGCCGAGAGGCCUCGGGGCCUGCAUCGCAAGGCCUCACUGCCUCCUGGGAGCACCAAGGAAGAGCAGGCUCGCAUGGCCUGGGAGCACAGCCGAGGGGAACAAUGA
Molecule: messenger RNA, 6078 nt
Organism: Lipotes vexillifer (Yangtze River dolphin)
Lineage: Eukaryota; Metazoa; Chordata; Mammalia; Artiodactyla; Lipotidae
Gene: DOCK3
Product: dedicator of cytokinesis 3
Exons: 54
Coding region: 1-6078 (2025 amino acids)
Biological process (GO): small GTPase-mediated signal transduction
Cellular component (GO): cytoplasm; plasma membrane
Molecular function (GO): guanyl-nucleotide exchange factor activity; GTPase activator activity; small GTPase binding
Source: RefSeq, a predicted model, not a curated record